UUAGCUUCGAAGCUCAGCUCAGCUCAGCUCGAACUCACAUUACAUCUAUUCACUAGACGGAGAGAUGGAAGAAGAGGAGGCAGGAAUUCUGGAAGCCUACGAACUCCAAUUCUCUGAUCUCAUGCUCUUGAGUUCGAACAAGGAUUCACGGCCAUCGUUUUCAUCAGAAGAGAUCGAACGGUUAGAAUCGAUCGCGAGAAGCGUAAUGGAAAACCUAGGGCCUACAGGUCCAGGUCUGCUAACAAUCACCGGAGUCCCCAACGCUUCCCAUCUCCGCCGCACACUCCUUCCACUCGCCCGCCGUCUGGCCCUUCUCAACUCCGACCAUCGCAAACGCCUUCUCAAGGAACAUGGCUUGGGGAGUGAUGUUCCACUGAAGAAUCUUGAUAGAACUGUCUCAUCUUUUGCAAUGCAGCUAAAAUACAUGCAAGGCGUUGAAAUUACUGGUGGUGAGGCAAGUCAUGAAGGGGGUGACAAUCACAAUAGAGAACAGCAUUAUCCUGCUGCUGAUGAGUUGAGAGAUUUUCAAGAUAGUGAAUUUAAGAAUCUUUCUAAUAGUUUUAAGGAGCUUGGAUUUUGCAUGAUUGAGGUGGCGCUUCGCCUUGCUCGAGUCUGUGAUAGAGCCAUUGGUGGCCAAGAGCUAGAGCAAAGCUUAUUGGAGUCCUUCACGGCAAAAGGGCGUCUCAUACACUACCAUUCAACUCUAGAUAACCUUAUCUUAAAGGAGGCUGCGAAAAGACAGCAAUCUACCAAAAGAAAAGCUACUCAACAUUCAAUUAGAAAUGAGCAACCACAUAUAAAUGGAAAUGAAGCUAGAUCAUGUGAAAAUCAUUCAAAUCUGUGGCAGCAGUGGCAUUAUGACUAUGGUAUUUUCACUGUUUUGACAGCUCCAUAUUUUAUUUUGCCGUGUCAUAAACAAACACCACGAGAAAAUGGAUGCUUUUGCAGAUCUUGUGAGCAAGAAUGUCCUUCCCCCAGUGGACACACAUAUUUGGAAAUAUAUGAUCUGAAUAAGAAUCGUAUUCAAAAGGUUAGGGCAUCUCCUGAAAGUUUCGUUGUUCAGGUGGGAGAAGCGGCUGAUAUAUUAUCGAAAGGGAAGCUUUGUGCUAGCCUUCACUCUGUCCACAGACCGGUAAAGGUGGAAGACUUGAGCAGAGAAACUUUUGUUGUCUUCUUGCAACCGGCAUGGAACAAAACUUUCUCCCUUGCGGAUUACCCUGUCAGAAAUUUCCAAUCAAAUUGUGAGAAUUAUGCAUUGUGUACUGAGGAAACUUCUGGUAAACUAGCUGAAGAACUCCAUAAAAUAGUUCCGCCACUUGGAUCACGAUUGAAAGAUGGGAUGACAUUUGCAGAGUUCUCAAAAGAAACUACCAAGCAAUAUUAUGGUGGCAAUGGUUUACAGUCAAAGAGAUAAGAUCUCCCAAGUGUACUGCACCAUAAAUCUUGGUAAUUAAUAAGCUGUGAUUCUUAUUAGUGAUCCUCCAUUUUUGGCUAUCACAAUCUUAUCUCUGAUUGGCAUCUGUUGGUGUGCAAUUAAAGGCCGGUGGUAAUUGGCAUUUGUGAGUUUUUACUGGUCAAACCAGGCCUUGUGUGCAUCCCACUGCAAAGAAACGUUCAACCUUCAACAAUAUUGUUGCAUCAUUGCAGUUGAAGCUUUCCUCUUGCUAGGUGCAGUAUUGUUACAUUAUUUGGCCAUGGUUUUUGAGUAGUGGAAGGCUUAUAUAUGUAGGACUUCAUUUUUGGAGGAGGAAAAAAUGGUUUAUUGAAAUGUUUUGGUCAUUGCAGAACACUCUGUCUUGAAGUUAUCUGGUGCAUAAAACCAUGUAAAGACUUUGAGGCUGAUGCUGCUUCUGAAAUAUAGAGUUCAUGGUCUCUGCUGCAGCAAAGAAUAUUACCAGUAUGGCAUGGGGAAAACUUGUCUGGUCCUGUAGAUUUUAAGGUGGAGCUCAUAUGGUAUUCCUGCUACUCAAUAACUCCCUUAAUUGAACAAAAUAUAUGACAGUCUUCAUGCUUAAGCCUUCAUCACUUGUGUGCAAGUCUGUUUGCUGUAGUGGAUAGGAAUUUGUAAAUUGUAAUCAACGUAUGUUGUCUGGAUAAGCCAGUAUGAUUCUCUAAUACAACGUAAGACAAUUGAAGAAAUUUUAAUUAUGAAGUAUUGUUGAGGCACGGAGGAAGUCAAUAAAAUCUUCUUCAUUUGAAUUGGUGGGUGAAUGAA
This is a messenger RNA of Camellia sinensis, 2215 nucleotides long. Its product is annotated as 2-oxoglutarate (2OG) and Fe(II)-dependent oxygenase superfamily protein. NCBI's taxonomy places the organism in Eukaryota, Viridiplantae, Streptophyta, Magnoliopsida, Ericales, Theaceae. The record is from RefSeq and is a predicted model, not a curated record.